Trichophyton rubrum CBS 118892 is the source of this 1302-nucleotide messenger RNA. RefSeq lists its product as uncharacterized. Gene Ontology annotation, biological process: vesicle transport along microtubule; nuclear migration; microtubule organizing center organization. Bases 1 to 1302 code for a protein of 433 amino acids. The transcript has 2 exons. Gene Ontology annotation, molecular function: dynein complex binding; microtubule plus-end binding. Gene Ontology annotation, cellular component: kinetochore; nuclear envelope; cytoplasmic microtubule. The record is from RefSeq and is a predicted model, not a curated record. NCBI's taxonomy places the organism in Eukaryota, Fungi, Ascomycota, Eurotiomycetes, Onygenales, Arthrodermataceae.
AUGGCGCAUAUUCUAUCUUUCCUCGACGCCGAUUCACUCAAAAAUGCAGAGCUAGUCUCGCGCUCGUGGAACGUCCAUGCUUCGUCUAGCAAUGUUUGGCGAGAGGUUUUUUAUCGUGAAUACAGAGACAGUCGUAAUGUCACUCGUACACCUGGCAUCCCGAAAAGAGCGAUGGGCCUGGGAAGGAAGAAACCCGCCCAGGACUGGAAAAAGGUAUACAAGGUUCGACACACUUUGGAGAACCGCUGGAAGUCUGGAAAAGCUGCUGCCAUCUACCUGCAUGGCCACCAGGACAGCGUGUACUGUGUUCAGUUUGACGAGAAUAAAAUCAUUACCGGUUCUCGGGAUCGUACCAUCCGCGUGUGGGAUGCACGCUAUCCGUGGCCGUGUUUGAAAGUCAUUGGUGCACACCAGGCCACAUCCGACAGCAGCGUGCCCGUAACACCCUGGCCCAUCACUCCGCCUGCAGACUCAACCGGCAGCUCCCCUUUCAUAAGCAUAUGUCCACCUGUGGCUUCUACAGCUGACCUCAUCUCCCACCAUGAGUCUGGAGAGUACCACAAUGCCUCGAUCCUUUGUCUACAGUUUGAUGAUAAGAUCAUGGUCACCGGCUCGUCAGACGCCAGCUGUAUCGUCUGGGAUAUGCAAGAUGAUUAUCGCCCCAUUCGCCGCUUGAAGUGGCACCAAGCCGGUGUUCUCGACGUCUGCUUUGACGAUAAGCACAUCGUGUCCUGUUCCAAGGACACUACUAUCUGCGUUUGGGACCGCGAAACCGGCCAGCUACUCAAACGCCUCCUCGGCCACCGCGGUCCAGUAAACACUGUCCAGCUCCGUGGUGAUUUAGUCGUCUCUGCCAGCGGUGACGGCGUCGCUAAAUUAUGGAACAUCUCAUCCGGUCUCUGCAUCAAAGAAUUUGCCAGCAAAGACCGUGGCCUGGCCUGUGUUGAAUUUUCUGAGGAUGCACGCACUAUCCUAGCUGGCGGAAACGACCAGGUUAUAUACCAAUUUGACGCAAACACGGGUGAACUCGUGAAGGAGCUGGAAGGCCAUUCCGGCCUCGUUAGGUCUCUGCACAUGGAUAACGUCAAUGGCCGAGUUAUCAGCGGCAGUUACGAUAUGAGUAUCAAAGUGUUUGACGCAAAGGCUGGAAAACUCAGCGUCGAUCUCCCUGGCUGGACCACGAGCUGGAUGCUGAGCGCAAAAUCAGAUUAUAGAAGAAUAGUCGCAACUAGUCAAGACGCCAGAGCUGUGAUUAUGGACUUUGGAUAUGGUUUAGACGGUAUAGAAUCGCUGGAAGGUUAA